UAUUCAAGAAGGUUCUAUGAAUACUAGAGAUUAUGAUGGAUUUAUUGAACAUGUUUUAUUAUUGGUUUUAGAUAAUGCUAUUAUAUAUAAAAGCACACAUUUAGAAGAUAUAUGUAGAGAAAAAGAAGUUAAAUUGGUAUUUUUACCUGCAUAUUCACCUGAUUUUAAUCCUCAAAAUAAAAUUUGGGCUGAAUCAAUGCCUGAUCCUUUAGAAGUUUUAGAUCUUACUU
This is a messenger RNA of Dentiscutata heterogama, 230 nucleotides long. The record is from the annotation of a GenBank genome assembly. Lineage: Eukaryota; Fungi; Glomeromycota; Glomeromycetes; Diversisporales; Gigasporaceae.